Adineta steineri is the source of this 1707-nucleotide messenger RNA. The record is from the annotation of a GenBank genome assembly. NCBI's taxonomy places the organism in Eukaryota, Metazoa, Rotifera, Eurotatoria, Adinetida, Adinetidae.
AUGCUGAAAAAAUUACUCGAUCUACAAAUUACUGGUGAUUUUUAUGAGGAAUUUGUUAAAGCAUCAGCAACUGGUGAUCGAAAACGAAUAGAAAAAUUAUUAAAACGACCUAAUAUUGAUAUCAAUGGCAGUUUUGCUGGUCAUACAGCUUUACAAGCAGCAGCUCAAAAUGGACAUAUACAAAUUAUUCGCUUACUUAUUCAACACAAUGCUAGUUUAGAAAUUGAGGAUAAAGAUGGUGAUCGAGCUAUUCAUCAUGCAGCAUUUGGUAAUGAAGCUGAAGUAUUAGAAUUACUUGCGCAAGCUGGUGCUGAUUUAAAUGCUAGAAAUAAACGACGGCAAACAGCUCUACAUAUUGGGGUUUGUAAAGGUCAUGUAGAUGUAUGUAGAAUACUUUUAUCAAAUGGUGCUCAUCCUGGAAUACAAGAUUCUGAUGGUGAUACACCGUUACAUGACGCUAUAUCGAAACGACAUGACGAUUUAGUUAACAUUUUACUUGAACACAAUGCUGAUAUUUCUACAUGUAAUAACAAUGGUUUUAAUUCAAUUCAGUAUUCUGCUUUACGAGGCAAUUCUUCUGCAAUGGAACUUAUUCUUUCAAAAAUUCAAAAUCGUCAAUGGCUUGUUGAUGAGAAAAAAGAUGAUGGUUUUACAGCCUUACAUUUAUCAGCACUAAAUGAUCAUUAUCUUAUUAUUGAAUUACUUUUAACUAAAGGAAAUGCAUCUAUUAAUGCCCAGACUAAUAAUUUACAAACUGCUCUUCAUUUAGCUGUCAGUCGACAACAUUUACAAAUUGUUAAUUUAUUAUGUAGUAAAAAUGCUAAUAUCAAUCUAGUUGAUAAAGAUGGUGAUACAUGUUUACAUGAAGCGUUAAGACAUCAUACAUUCUCACAAUUACAAAAUGUAGAAAAACAUGGAAAAACAAUGAAUUUAUUUAAGAAUACAAAUGAUUAUGAUAAACAACCAAGUGCAGCUAUUGCUUGUACAUUAGUCACUUAUGGUGCAGAUUUAUCUGUAAGAAAUAAGCAAAAUCAAAUACCAUUUGAUCUUUGUCCUGAUUCACAUUUAUGUCGAAUUUUAAAACAAAAACAUAGAGAAUAUAGACAAGAACAUGAUAAAAAUCAAUCAUUAUUACAAACGAGUAGUUCAAUUGAAUGUCUUAUUUGUUCAGAUAAUAAACGAGAUAUAUUAUUUCAGCCAUGUUCACAUAUUGUUACAUGUCAUUCAUGUGCUAAUCGAGUUAAAAAAUGUUUAUUAUGUAAAGAAAGUAUUCAAACAAGAAUAAAAAUUGAACAAUGUAAAUUAUGUUCACAUCGUCAAGCGUCAGUUAUGUAUAAACCAUGUGGACAUUUAAUUGCUUGUGAUGAAUGUUCUAGUUUAAUGAAAAAGUGUUUAAUAUGUCGAGUACCAAUUGAUUCAAUAGUAUCAUUUCAAGAACUUUGUUCAGAAAAUAAUACUAAUGUUCCAGUAAAAUCUGAAAUAGUGACAACACCUACGGAUAAUGUAGAUGAUACAACAACUGUCGCUCGUUUACAACAACAAUUAGAUGAAAUUCGCGAACAAGUUCAUUGUCCAAUAUGUAUGGAUCGAUUAAAAAAUAUGGUUUUUUUAUGUGGUCAUGGUCUAUGUCAAAGUUGUGGUGAUCGUGUACAAGAAUGUCCAAUAUGUCGAAAACAAAUUGAAAAAUCAAUUAUUUUGUAUACAUAA